Messenger RNA from Raphanus sativus (radish), 750 nucleotides. RefSeq lists its product as uncharacterized. The record is from RefSeq and is a predicted model, not a curated record. The transcript has a single exon. The coding region runs from base 174 to 641 and encodes 155 amino acids. NCBI's taxonomy places the organism in Eukaryota, Viridiplantae, Streptophyta, Magnoliopsida, Brassicales, Brassicaceae.
AAAGGAAAUAAAAAAACUAUAAAUAUGAGCGUAUACUUCUCCACCUCUAAACAAGUUAUUCAGAGUUUAAACUCUUUCUGUUCUCUUUAAACCGUCUCUGUUCUCACUUCUCAUCCCUAAAUAAAUAACGAAUCCAGUUUCAAAGUCAUCAAUCUUUCUUACAACAACAAAUCAUGGUGUGGUUUGGAUACUGCGACGACGAACCCGACUCCUUCAUCUCCUUCGACCCAGUCUUCACCAACACUCAACACAACCUCAACAACAACCCUAACCUUGUCUUUGAUUUCGUAUUGGUUUACAGGAAAGCCCCCAGACGCUCAGAUUCAGAUUCAGACGAUGAUCUUGAAGACUUCUGCAAUUUAGAAACCCGAAUCGUUCGUCAAACCCACGAGUUCGAUAGAGAGUGGCUCAUCGGUGGCGAUAGGGAGCAGAUAGAAGCCAACGUCUUUCAUAUUCUUGAGAUUAUCCAAGUCCCUUCUUUCUCUGACAUCGUUCAUACGCUAACUAUUGAUAUCUUGGAUUUAAAGAAACACGUGUCCGUGUCUGAUUCGCCGGAGAUUGAGAGGAUACGGGUCGAGAUUGAUACUAUCGUCCCGAGUUUUCCCGAUGAUAACGACGAUUUUGAUCUUGACCUCGAUUGAGAAAUAUAUGGAGACGGUGGUUGUUGGGUACGACCAAGGCUGUGUUGUUAUCUCGGUUGUGAUUAGGUUUUGUUUUACUGUUUAAAAGUUAUGUAAUUGAAUAUUCAAU